Molecule: messenger RNA, 1043 nt
Organism: Tuber aestivum (summer truffle)
Lineage: Eukaryota; Fungi; Ascomycota; Pezizomycetes; Pezizales; Tuberaceae
Source: the annotation of a GenBank genome assembly
GGGGCUGGUAGACUACAAGCACUUAGGGUUCCGAGUGAACCCAGCGGGCAGGCGGGCAUGUGAGUGGCCGAGCCUUAGUGAAAGGUAAGGUCUAAGGAAAGCUACGGGUCGCAGCAGACUUGCGUAUCAUACCCAAGGUAGCCCAUCCACUCACACCUCCAAUUCCACCACUAUCACCACCAUUGCCACCGCUCCUCCUCUUCCUUCUGCCCUCCAAACCCAUCACAGUGCGAUGGAGAACCCCCAAAGAUCGCUAGAGUCUACACGUGCUCGCUUCGAUCAAUUAGUCUCUGCGCUCACUGCAUUCAGCAAUGCCCUUCGCACUGAGCAGCUCCCUCCUUGGUAGGACCUCCUCCCCCACCUCAUCGCUCAUUAUUUCAUCAAAGGGUUAAUUUUCGGCUAUUGACUUUACCAUACACGCAGGCAAACUCUUCAAUCCCACUUUAACGUCCUAUCCUCAACACUAGAUUCCCUCUCCCACGCGCUUGUCCAGCAGUUCCCCCCACCUCAAGUAAACGCUUCUGCGCUGGUCUCUUACCCACUGCCGAGUUUCCCUGCAAACAGUCAGGAACUCUUACUAUCCACGCUUCUCAACAAAAAGCUCAACUCAACGGUCCAGGAUUGGACCCUCAAAGCCCUCAACGCCCCGACCGUUAAUAAUGACGACCUAUGGGAUAGGGCAAGGGAAAUUGUUCAGGAACAGCAGGAAGAGAGGAAUUGGUAUGAUGAUAUCUACAGCCUGGAAGAGCGGGAAGCCGGCACCGAGGGAAUCGAGACGGGAAUCAGUGAAGAAAAGCAGGAAAAGGAGGAGGCUAUACCGGGCUUGAAGUUGGAGGCUAUUCUGAGGUUUAUGGAGACGGGUGUUGCGCCAGCGGAUCAGCCGGCAUUGCCCAUGGCUGCCAUGCCUGGCACCGGCCCGAUGAAGAGAUGAUAGGAUUGACAGGCUCUACUGCAUCUGUGGAGGCUCUAUCCUGGGAUUUCUUGUAUUCUACAAAGUACAGUAAUGCGGGUGUUUAUCCUUUAAAGAACGGAGUUCACCUGUU